This is a messenger RNA of Pocillopora verrucosa, 2316 nucleotides long. The record is from RefSeq and is a predicted model, not a curated record. NCBI's taxonomy places the organism in Eukaryota, Metazoa, Cnidaria, Anthozoa, Scleractinia, Pocilloporidae.
AUGAUUCGUAAAGACAGAUUGGAUCGUGGAGGAGGUGGUGUCGCUAUCAUUUGCAGAGGAGAUUGGAAAAUUGGACGGCUGGAGGGUCCUCUUUCCAGUGUUUUUGAAUGUUUAUGGCUAAGAGUUUCGACUCCUAAUUCCGUCUAUUAUGCAUGUGUUGUUUACCAUCCUGAUGAGUCCUUGUAUGAUCAAGAGGAACUGUUGGAUUUUCUGACGGCUUCUUGCGAACAUUUAAUGGCUGUGAAUCCGAAUUGUACAAUCAUUAUUGCUGGGGAUGUUAAUCAGCUAAAAUACAAGGAUUUACUUGUACGUGCUUCGCUGUCUCAGAUGGUUAAAAAGCCGACCAGAGGAGUAAAUAUCCUGGAUGUUUUUAUGACCAAUACUCCUUAUCUGUGGGACGAGGUCAGGGUCUUUAAAAGUGCUAUUAGGUCGGACCACAACAUGGUUAUUGUACGUCCACGAAUAUCUGCUAAGGCUAAACGUAGCAGCAUACAGUUUAGAGAUGUUAGAGAACAUAGAAAAAUUCAAAUGGCUCAAUGGCUCGUCUGUUUGAGAGUCAUGAUUGGCGGGAGGUUUUUUUCUGUCACUGAUUGUGAAUUGAAGUGCGAUGGGCUAUCUAACACCCUUUGGACCAUGUUUAAUGAGUGUUUCCCGCUGAUUUCUGUUCGUAUAUCCUCAAGAGAUCCUCCUUUCAUUUCACCAUUGGUUAAACAUCUUUUGAAAUUUAGGAAUAGGUUGCUAAGGAGAUCUAAACGGCUUCCUGUUGGCCUUGAGGACAGAAUCAACCAUCUUAUUAGGGAAAAUCAACGACAUGCUGUCAUGCAGGAUUCUUGUAUGUCUGGUAGGGGCUCGCGUGCCUGGUGGUCUACUGUCAAUACCAUCACUGGAAGAGAUACUGAGCCCCAGUUGAUUAGCUCAGUUAUUCACCCAGACAUCAUCAAUAAAUACUUUUGUAGCAUAUCCUCUGACCCUGAAUAUAUAGCCCCUGCACCGAUUGAUAUCCCUAAUGGUGCAAGAAUACCUAAAAUACCUCUUCAGGUUGUUACGAGUUUUCUCUCUAGGCUUAAGAGGACUGCUAAUGGCCCGGAUGAGCUCCCAUACUGGCUUUUUAGAGAUUUCGCCUAUGAUCUUGCCCCUGCUAUUACUGAUGUGUUUAACAGCUCGCUGCGACAACAUAAAGUACCAUCCUCUUGGAAGAUGGCAGACAUCAAGCCUUUACUAAAGGAAUCUCCAUUAACUUGCUGUACCCAGCUUCAGCCAAUUUCUUUAACUGCUGUUAUCAUGAGACUCUUUGAACGAUUGGUCUAUAGGUUUGAGCUUUCCAAUAUUUGUAACGACUAUAUUGAUUUUGAUCAGUUUGCCCAUCGUGGUGGCCAUAAUUCUACAAUGGCUUUAAUCAAAUGCCAACAUACAUGGUCCAAGUGGCUCAAUGGUAAUGCUGAUUUUGUUAGAAUUUUUUCCUUUGACUUUAGUAAAGCGUUCGACUCUGUAUCACAUAAUAUUCUUUGUAGUAAAUUGAAGCAAGUUGAUAUUAAUCCAUAUAUUAUUAAUUGGCUUAUUAGUUUUUUAGAUCAUAGGAAGCAGAGGGUUGUUGUCGAUGGCUACAGUACUGAAUAUGUUUCUAUAAAUAGGGGCGUUCCCCAAGGUACAGUCCUGGGGCCGGUCCUAUUUUCUACUUUUAUAAACGAUAUUAAAGCUGUUAACACUGAUAAGAAUCUUCUAGUUAAAUUUGCUGAUGACAUAACUGUUAGUUUGCCGAUUGAGGCAAAUGUAGGCUUGGAUGAAUUUCAAACGGCGGUCUUAUCCUUUAUUGAAUGGUCUGAGAAGAACCGCAUGAAAGUCAAUCUGACGAAAACAUGGGAACUUCUUUUACGAGGUAGAACUACCAAGACGCCUCCUGAACCACUUGAGAUUAUAGGGAGGAAAGAUAAGCUGAAAUUAUUGGGUGUUACCUUUGAGCAAGUGCCAAGAUAUGAAAUUAUGGCGAAGGAUCUCUUCCACGAACACUGCCUUGAGGGAUCUCUUACCUCCCCAGAGGACACGGCAGUUGAGAAAAAGCCUAGCAACCAGCCGCUAUACAUCAAUGCAAAGUCAAACCACCCUCCCAGCAUAAUCAAACAACUACCUGACUCCAUCAGGCGUAAAAUAUCUGAUAACUCCUGCAACGAAGACGAAUUCAACAAGGCUAUGACAGAAUACGAAACUGCCCUCAAAUCCAGCGAACAUACAAAAACUCUAACCUACAACAAGCACAGACAAACCACUCGACCCAGAAGAACGACGAAGAAACAUUAUCUGGUACAACCCUCCUUUUAG